AUGGCACAGCCACCCUUCCUGAGAGUCACUCAGCAACUGGCACCGCUUCGGAAGACUCCAUCUCAGGCCAUUUCGCACUCUUCCUUCCUUGAUGCUGUCAGUGGCUACAGAAAGCUGUCUCUCAGCGAGAUGGACAGUGUCCUGAUGAAGAUCCAUACCUCACUGCUCUCCAAGGAGAGAGACACUGUUUUGCCCAAUCUGCUGGUUCUUUGUGGUGAUCAUGGCAUGUCUGAAACAGGAAGUCAUGGGGCCUCUUCCAUAGGGGAAGUGAACACACCUCUGAUUUUAAUCAGUUCUGCAUUUGAAAGGAAACCUGGUGACCUCCGACAUCCAAAGCACGUCCAACAGACUGAUUUGGCUGCAACACUAGCAGUAGGACUUGGUAUGCCGAUUCCAAAAGACAGUGUAGGGAGUCUUUUAUUCCCAGUUGUAGAAGGAAAACCAAUGAGAGAACAGUUGAGAUUUUUACAGUUAAAUACAGUGCAGCUUAGCAAAUUGUUGCAAGAGAACGUACCAUCAUAUGAAAAAGAUCCUGGAUAUGAGCAGUUUAAAAUGUCAGAACGGUUGCAUGGGAACUGGAUUAAACUGUACUUGCAGGAAAAUCAUUCAGAAGUCCUUUUCAAUCUGGGGACCAAGGUUCUCAGGCAGUACCUGGAUGCUCUGAAGACCCUGAGUCUGUCCCUGAGCACACAAGUGGCCCAGUAUGACCUCUACUCCAUGCUUGCGGGGACUGUCGUGGUUUUGGAGGUUCUCACCCUGCUGCUUCUCAGCAUCCCACAGGCACUGUGCAGAAAGGCUGAGCUGGAGGUUCCGCUGUCGUCCCCUGUAUUUUCUAUGCUCUUUUAUCUGGUGUUUCUGGUUUCUUUGGCCAUUCAUGUUAUCGCAUUUUCAGAUUAUUCCUUACAAAAUACAUUUUCCUUUUUACAGAAUCCAGAUCAUUCCAACUCAAGGUGGUCAGAGUUAGACCUUCUUAUUUUGUUAGGGACGGUAGGCCACGUCUUGAGUCUGGGUGCCAGCAGCUUCGUGGAGGAGGAGCACCAGACCUGGUACUUCCUUGUUAACACCCUGUGUCUAGUCCUGAGUCAAGAAAUCUAUAGAAACUACUUUCUGCAAGAUGACUAUGAGCCUCAGUGUUGCUUCCACGUUGGGCAAGGUCUUGAUGGCACGAUCCCAGCGUUGCAAGAUAGGACAGGCUGCAAGGCAUCCAGGCACAACAAAGACUGUGAGAGCCCCUCUCCCCGUGAAGUGCUGAGAGGCCAGGACAAGUGGAUGGUGCUGGCAAGUCCGUGGCUGAUACUGACCUGCUGCCGGCUGCUGUGGUCGCUAAACCAGACAGGCUUGCAGUGGGCCCACCGGCCUGACCUUGGCCACUGGCUUACCAGCUCUGAUCACAAAGCUGAGCUCUCUGUUUUGGCUGCCCUUUCCCUCCUUGUGAUUUUCGUGUUGAUUCAGAGAGGGUGCUCCCCCGUGUCCAAGGUGGCCUUGGCGCUUGGGCUGCUGGGCAUCUAUUGCUACAGGGCGGCCAUUGGAAAUGUGCUGUCUUUGUGGCAGCAGGACAACAAAGACAUUUCAAAGGGUAUUGUUGAAGCUCGUUUUGUUUAUGUCUUUGUCCUUGGCAUUCUGUUCACAGGCACCAAAGACUUACUUAAAUCUCAAGUCAUUCCUGCAGACUUCAAAAUCAAGACUAGUCCUGUGAUCCCUGAUAGGGCAACUGAAAGAAAGCAACUUGUAGGGAGAACUCACGCAACUCCAGUUGCAGACUUCAUCCCCACCUAUGGAGAGUGA
Galeopterus variegatus (Sunda flying lemur) is the source of this 1785-nucleotide messenger RNA. Its product is annotated as GPI ethanolamine phosphate transferase 2-like. The record is from RefSeq and is a predicted model, not a curated record. Gene Ontology annotation, biological process: GPI anchor biosynthetic process. The coding region runs from base 1 to 1785 and encodes 594 amino acids. Gene Ontology annotation, cellular component: endoplasmic reticulum membrane. The transcript has 4 exons. NCBI's taxonomy places the organism in Eukaryota, Metazoa, Chordata, Mammalia, Dermoptera, Cynocephalidae.